CUCGGCUCGCGAGGAAAAGUCCGGCGCCUCCAGGCCGGGGCGGCUUCCUGCGCAGAGCCAAGCUGCCCGGCCUUCGGUGAGUGCAGGCAGACCACGGCCCUCCAGAAACGAUGGUUGUCAGUGGACCCCGCUGGGACUCUGCCAGGCUGCAGUGCUCAGUCUAAGAGAAGGGUCCUCUCUGAGCCCUACUUGCUCCGCCUGUCAUGGCCACACUUGGCUGCUUCCUCCUUGUCUGGGGACACAGGGUACCCAGCCCCAGCCCAGAGAGCGUAAACCAGGCCCUCUCACUCCGUUUCACAGGGGCACUCUGGGCACCAGGCCCCUUCCAGACUGAGAGCAGCUGAUGCCCUGGAGAAGCCCCUGCCCACCUCUCCACUCACCUGGUACUGCCCACUGUGAGACCUUUUCACUGAGACCCCCAGAGCUUCACUCCCCUGUCCCCUUCCCACCCCCACCAUGUGUGAAGUGAUGCCCACAAUCAACGAGGGAGACCCUCUGGGGCCUCCCCAUGGAGCCGAUGCUGACGCCAACUUUGAGCAGCUGAUGGUGAACAUGCUGGAUGAGCGGGAGAAGUUGCUAGAGUCCCUUCGGGAGAGUCAGGAGACUUUGCUGGCGACACAGAGCCGGCUCCAGGAUGCCCUGCAUGAGCGAGACCAGCUCCAGCGCCACCUUAACUCUGCCCUCCCCCAGGAAUUUACCACCUUAACCCGGGAGCUGAGUAUGUGUCGAGAGCAGCUUCUAGAGAGAGAGGAAGAGAUAUCAGAGCUGAAAGCAGAGCGGAAUAACACGAGGUUGCUUCUGGAACAUCUGGAGUGCCUGGUGUCCCGCCAUGAGCGGUCACUGAGGAUGACUGUGGUGAAGCGUCAGGCUCAGUCACCAUCAGGGGUUUCCAGUGAGGUGGAGGUGCUGAAGGCUCUCAAGUCACUGUUUGAGCACCACAAGGCCCUGGAUGAGAAGGUGCGAGAGCGGCUCCGGGCGGCCCUCGAGAGAGUGACCACUUUGGAGGAACAGCUGGUGUGUGCCCACCAGCAGGUGUCUUCCCUACAGCAGGGGUCAGGGGUUCGGGAUGGAGUGGCUGAAGAUGAGGGGACUGUGGAGCUGGGACCAAAAGGCCUGUGGAAGGAGGACUCGGGCCAGGUUGAGGAGCUGCAGGAGCUUCUGGAGAAGCAGAACUUUGAGUUGAGCCAGGCCCGGGAGCGACUGGUCACCCUGACAGCAACUGUGGCUGAACUGGAGGAGGACCUGGGAACAGCCCGCCGGGACCUCAUCAAGUCGGAGGAACUGAGCAGCAAACACCAGCGGGACCUCCAGGAAGCUCUAGCUCAGAAGGAGGACAUGGAGGAGCGGAUCACCACCCUGGAGAAGCGCUACCUGGCUGUUCAGCGUGAGGCUACAUCAAUCCAUGACCUCAACGACAAACUGGAGAACGAGCUGGCCAAUAAGGAAUCCUUGCAUCGCCAGUGUGAGGAGAAAGCCCGAUAUCUGCAGGAGCUACUGGAGGUAGCCGAGCAGAAACUUCAGCAGACGAUGCGUAAGGCCGAGACGCUGCCAGAAGUGGAGGCUGAGCUGGCCCAAAGAGUUGCGGCCCUCACCAAGGCUGAAGAGCGACAUGGCAGCACUGAGGAGCACCUCCGACAGCUGGAGGGACAGCUGGAGGAGAAGAACCAAGAGCUGGCGCGGGUGAGAGCACCAGACAGGACUUUUUGGUGUCCCUCUCUGCCCCACGGUGGCACCGCAGGCUGGAUUUGGAGUCAGGACGGUGAGAGGGAGGCUCCUUGGCUCACAGCUGUUCUCCCCCAGAACACGUUGAUCCAAGAGCUGGAGACCUCCCAGCGACAGAUUGAAGAGCAGCACCAUCACAAGGGCCGCCUGUCUGAAGAGAUUGAGAAACUGCGCCAAGAGGUGGACCAACUGAAGGGUCAAGGAGGACCAUUUGUGGAUGGCAUCCACUCCAGGGCAUACACGGGCAGUGCAACGGAUGUGCGGUUCUCCAUGAGCACAACUGCCCACGCAUCUCAAGGUCUGCAUCGUUGUUACUCAGCUCGGCGGGAACAGUCUGCCAAGGACUGGGAGCCAUCUCCACUGCCUGAGGUGCUGGUCCCGACAGCCACCCCUGCCUUUGACAGUGACCGUGAGAGCUCUGAUGUGGAUGAGGAUGAACCAGGGGGUCUGCUGGGCUCCAUGGACGUUGUCUCCCCCAGCAGCCACUCAGACGCCCAGACCCUGGCCAUGAUGCUGCAGGAGCAGCUGGAUGCCAUCAACGAGGAAAUCAGGAUGAUCCAGGAAGAGAAGGAGUCCACAGAGCUCCGUGCUGAGGAGCUGGAAACUCGAGUGACUAGUGGCAGCAUGGAGGCCCUAGACCUGACCCAGCUGCACAAACGAGGCUCCAUCCCCACCUCUCUGACCGCCCUGUCCCUGGCCAGCGCAUCCCCUCCACUCAGCGGCCGUGCCACACCUAAGCUUACCUCCCGCAGUGCUGCCCAGGACCUGGACCGGAUGGGGGUCAUGACCUUGCCCAGUGACUUAAGAAAGCAUAGGAGGAAGCUGCUGUCACCAGUGUCUUGGGAAGAGAACCGAGAGGAUAAAGCCACCAUAAAAUGUGAGACUUCUCCUCCUUCCUCACCCAGGACACUGCAGCUAGAAAAGCGUGGCCACCCAGCCCUGAGCCAGGAAGAAGGCAAGAGUGCUUUGGAGGAUCCAGGCAGCAACCCCAGCAGCAGCAACAGCAGCCAGGACUCCUUGCACAAGGGUGCCAAGCGCAAGGGCAUCAAGUCAUCCAUCGGCCGCCUGUUUGGGAAGAAGGAGAAAGGCAGGCUGAUCCAGCCAAGCCGGGAUGGACCCACAGGCCAUGUUGUACUACUAACAGAUUCUGAGCUCGGUCUGCAGGAGCCCAUGGUGCCUGCCAAGCUGGGAACCCAGGCAGAAAAGGACCGGAGGCUGAAGAAGAAACACCAGCUGCUUGAAGAUGCCCGGAGAAAAGGAAUGUCCUUUGCCCAGUGGGACGGCCCUACUGUGGUCUCCUGGCUAGAGCUCUGGGUGGGGAUGCCUGCUUGGUAUGUGGCAGCCUGCCGGGCCAACGUCAAGAGUGGCGCCAUCAUGUCAGCCCUAUCGGACACAGAGAUCCAGCGAGAAAUUGGCAUCAGCAAUGCCCUGCACCGGCUCAAGCUCCGGCUGGCCAUCCAGGAGAUGGUGUCGCUGACCAGCCCCUCUGCCCCGCCCACCUCCAGGACUUCUUCUGGGAAUGUCUGGGUCACCCACGAAGAGAUGGAAACUCUGGCAGCAUCCACUAAAACAGACAGUGAGGAGGGCAGCUGGGCUCAGACCCUGGUCUAUGGGGAUAUGAACCACGAGUGGAUUGGGAACCAGUGGCUCCCCAGCCUGGGGCUCCCCCAGUACCGCAGCUACUUCAUGGAGUGCCUCGUGGAUGCUCGCAUGCUGGAUCACCUCACCAAGAAGGACCUGCGGGUCCACCUGAAGAUGGUGGACAGCUCCCACCGAACCAGUCUUCAGUAUGGCAUCAUGUGCCUGAAGAGGCUGAAUUAUGACCGGAAGGAGCUGGAGAAGCGGCGGGAGGAAAGCCAGCAUGAGAUCAAGGAUGUGCUAGUCUGGACCAAUGACCAGGUAGUUCAUUGGGUCCAGUCUAUUGGGCUCCGGGACUACGCAGGAAACCUCCAUGAGAGUGGUGUGCAUGGCGCUUUGCUGGCCCUGGAUGAGAACUUCGACCACAACACACUGGCCCUGGUUCUCCAGAUACCCACACAAAAUACCCAGGCACGCCAAGUGUUGGAGAGAGAGUUCAACAACCUGUUGGCUUUGGGCACAGACCGGAAGCUGGAUGAUGGGGAAGACCAGGCGCUCCGCCGCGCGCCCUCCUGGAGGAAACGCUUCCGCCCGCGGGACCCCCACGGCCGCGCCCCGCUCAGCGCCGCGGCCGACACGCUCCCGACAACAUUCCGCGCGUCCACCAUGGGGCCCGUGCCGCCGCCACCGUCCCCGCGGAAGAUCACGCCUGAAGCUCGCUCCCACUAUCUCUACGGACACAUGCUCUCCGCCUUCCGGGACUAGCCACAGCCCCGGAAGGCCAGCUUCCUCCUGCUUGGUUUCACGGGCUCGGAUAGCCCUUACCGUCCUGCUGGUUCCCCCUUACUCCCAGGGCUCCUAGUCUCCUCUCUCAGAAUGUACUCGUCUACCCCUCAGCAUCCCGCUACCCCAAGUCCACCGUGUGUCCCUUGUAAGGCUCUCUGGGAUGUGUCUGGGUUUCCUGGUGGUGUGAGGCAGUCAGGUCGUCCAUGCUUGUGGGUCUGCGGCAGGGAGAGGAAGGCAGCCGGAGAUAGACGGACUCCGCUUCCCGUCUUCUGCAUCUAACAGGUCUGGACCACACACUCCACCGGAGACCAGGAUGCAGCACCAAGGGCUGGGGUGGCCCUUCCAAGGAAAGGGCGCUUCAGACUUCCUUGCUUGGGUUAUUUGGCCUUCUGGUUUCUGUCUGUCUCUUGGUUGCACUAGAUGGCCUACGUCUGCUUUUGGCAACCCCCCCUUCCCCACCGUUUUCCCUCCCCCGACUCAUCCGCACCUUGUAGCUGCUGCCACACCUUCAGGACCUCUUUGGGGGCUGGGAGACAUAGACGGCCCCAUUCUUUCUCAGGAUGAUGAACCUGGAAAGAAGGAAGGCUCAGGUGGAGAUUCUAGGCCCUGGUUUAAGUUGAAUCCCAAACGUCAAGCAUAAGCAUGGGGAAAUUCAGCCCUCCUGCCCAGUGAGAGGUUGCAGGCAGGUCAGCUAGAGGGAGAGCCGAUGUCCUGUGGUAGCUCUAAGCCCAGGUGGCAGUGGGAAUUGCCUCCUGCCCCAGCUGUAGCGUCGAGCUGCUGCUGGGCUGGAGGGAGAAGGAUCUUGGCUCUGGGGCAGAACAGAGCUAACCAUGAACUGCCAGCUGUGCUCCCAGUAUUUCUUCCCUUGCUGUCCCCCUCUGGCCCACUUCUUUGAUAACCCCAGCCCUACAAAAAUGUACCUAAUGAGUGGAUUGAGUAUAUAAUAAUACACUGACCUUAAAAUCUGGUUUGGGAAAAAGGUAAUCUGAGGCUUCCUUCCCCUGAUCUCCUAGCAAGAAAAUAAAGCUUCCCCUUUAGUGAAUCAUGUCCUAGGUCCAGGAAAUCCAGUGUUCUUGAAGACUGUCAUUCUCCUGCUUGUCCCCAAACUGUCACCGUAGUUCAAGGUGCUUUUGGUGUUCAGGGGCUGCCUCCAGAAAUUCCUGAGACCUGCCCAGUUUCAGUUGCUCUCCCCAGCAGCGUGGUUGCCUCUAGGGCUGAGGGAUAUAGGUCCUGGUUUGGUAGGAAUGUCAUUUCCAAUAAGUUCUUCUUCACCCACAUACUUCUCCUGCCAAGGUGCUUGGAAGUAUUUGGAACCCAAGUUUAGGGUGAGUUGAUGGAACCCAGAGCUUUUCCUAGUGAGAGGAGAGGAAAAGUACCUGGGGCGUGUUACCUGGAGAGUGGCCAGUACAGUGCCAACCUUCCGGUGGCUGAGCAGCUAGUUUGCAAGCUCAUGAUUUGGGUCUGAGUAGGGGCUAGGCUAGCAGGUCGGAUGAAGGGUCAGAGAACCCCGUCUAGAAGGAGUGAUGGAGUCUGGGGCAGUGCCACACUUACCGCCUUCUGCUGCAGAGUGCUGGGGCUGGGUGGGCUUCCAUGCAUCUGGACAAGAUAUUCACCUGCCCUUGCUCUCAUUGUUGCCUGCCCUUCCUGUCUGUCAGGCCACUGGCAAUGGAGCUGGAGGAGUUCUUGAGCAGAGAAUGAGUCAGAUGGAGAUAAAAAGCCCCUGUCUCUGGGUAAUGGAUGUUCAGAUUAUGGAGGAGCCCCAGAUUCCUGUGAUUGAUGAACUCACAAUCAGAGACCAUAAGGCCAUCUGAUUCCUUCAGGGAACUCUGAUGGGCUAGCUAAGUGGGAAAUUUAGUCCCAGCUUCUCCUCUGUGGCUUAACCCUAUCUUAAUUGGUUAUAUCAUAGCAGGAUCCAGGUCUGUUCAGGGUAUCUUGGGAUAUAUUUCAGCAAGGUUAUGCGUACAGUGAUGGAAGGUUCUUGUCUUGGUGUAUCUUCUGCCUCACCAUCAAUAUACUUUUUAUCUGGAGACUCACCAGUGGCCCAUACCCUCCCCGCCCCCAUCAGCUUCCUGUGUCUUAUCAGGUCCCUUCUCAGCACUGUACUGGCUCAGUGCAUCAAGAAUGGGUGGAUGGGUGUGUAUGAGUGUUGAGUGUGGAUGUGUAUAUACCAAUAAAUAAACUGGUCUUGAGACAACA
Molecule: messenger RNA, 6282 nt
Organism: Capra hircus (goat)
Lineage: Eukaryota; Metazoa; Chordata; Mammalia; Artiodactyla; Bovidae
Gene: PPFIA4
Product: PTPRF interacting protein alpha 4
Exons: 29
Coding region: 457-4065 (1202 amino acids)
Biological process (GO): synapse organization
Cellular component (GO): presynaptic active zone
Molecular function (GO): protein binding
Source: RefSeq, a predicted model, not a curated record